AUGCUCCGUCGGUUUGUCAGAAUGGCCACCACCUACUCCAGCGCCACUCCCGGGCCCAUCGAGCUUUCCAUCUGUCAGAAGGUCACUGAUGCCCUCAAUCCCUCCCACUUGAAAGUGGCCAACGACUCGAAAAAGCACGCUCACCACGAGGGGAUGGUCGGCGCCGAUAACGUCAAGGAGUCCCAUUUCCGCCUCGAAAUCGUUCUGGAUAAGUUCCAGGGAUUAAACUUACCCGCUCGUCACCGGUUGGUCUACGGCUUGCUUGACGAUGAGUUCCAGAAUAAGGGUUUACACGCGCUCCAGUUGAAGACCAAGACCCCUACCGAAUGGAACAAAUAG
Molecule: messenger RNA, 339 nt
Organism: Diutina rugosa
Lineage: Eukaryota; Fungi; Ascomycota; Pichiomycetes; Serinales; Debaryomycetaceae
Exons: 1
Coding region: 1-339 (112 amino acids)
Source: RefSeq, a predicted model, not a curated record